This is a messenger RNA of Camelus dromedarius (Arabian camel), 1474 nucleotides long. RefSeq names its product cannabinoid receptor interacting protein 1 (gene CNRIP1). Bases 99 to 593 code for a protein of 164 amino acids. Gene Ontology annotation, molecular function: type 1 cannabinoid receptor binding. The record is from RefSeq and is a predicted model, not a curated record. The transcript is spliced from 3 exons. Gene Ontology annotation, biological process: negative regulation of signaling receptor activity. Lineage: Eukaryota; Metazoa; Chordata; Mammalia; Artiodactyla; Camelidae. Gene Ontology annotation, cellular component: plasma membrane.
UCCCCGCUCUUCCUCUCCGCCCACCGCGCUCCAGCCGCUCGAUCGCAGCCCGCGCCGUCCUCACCCCCCGGAGCCGCCGCGCCCGCCCGCGCUCAGUCAUGGGGGACCUGCCGGGCCUCGUGCGCCUCUCCAUCGCGCUGCGCAUCCAGCCCAACGACGGCCCGGUCUUCUACAAGGUGGACGGGCAGCGCUUCGGCCAGAACCGCACCAUCAAGCUGCUCACGGGGUCCUCCUACAAGGUGGAGGUGAAGAUUAAGCCCACCACGCUGCAGGUCGAGAAUAUUUCCAUUGGUGGUGUGGUUGUCCCACUGGAGCUGAAGUCUAAAGAACCUGAUGGGGACAGAAUUGUAUAUACAGGCACAUACGACACAGAAGGUGUGGCCCCAACCAAGAGUGGAGAACGGCAACCCAUCCAGAUCACCAUGCCGUUCACUGACAUAGGGACCUUCGAGACCGUGUGGCAGGUCAAGUUCUACAAUUACCACAAGCGAGAUCACUGCCAGUGGGGAAGCCCCUUCUCUGUCAUUGAGUACGAAUGCAAACCCAAUGAGACCCGCAGCCUCAUGUGGGUGAACAAGGAGUCCUUCCUCUGAAGAUGGUUCUUCCUGAUGCUGUUGGACAAUCUCUCCAAAAAUCCACCUUCAGAUAACCCAGCACAAGCCUUCACCAAGGCAUACCACACCGUUGCUAUCUCCCCUCGGGUGCCAAUGACCUACUAGCCCCGAUUAUUUUGCAAGUGUAAUUCUCCUCUGAUGCAAUGUCCCUGACAUAAAAGAUCGUGAUGUUCCCUGCCCAAGAGGCUCCCUUUCUGUAUUCCGCGUUGGUGUUCCUGCCUCCAAUUGUUCUCGGUCCUGCCGGUGACUGCCUGCCAGGAGCUCCGUGGAAUCGGCAGGCUGUGUCUGGCACUUCACAUUGCCACUGAAUGACCAUGGUGUUCUGUUUCCAAGUUGAGUGAUUCCUUCUUUUUUGUUAAAUGUUAAAUAAAAAAAAAUAAUAAUAACAGUGUGCAUGGGUUUCAUCCCAAGUGUGCUACAGUAACACGUAACUGGUGAUGCUUUCCAGCUCUCAAAGCAGGCUUUGUGAAAAUGGGAUGCAGACAGCAGUCAAAGGGACUCAAGUGUAAACAGCAGUCAGUGGGACUCAAGUGGUGUGCUUUCUAUAAACAGCUCGGCUUUUUCAGGGAAAGAUAAUGACAGAAUAAAAGGGCAAAUAUUUAAGAAGUAUUUAUAAACUAUGAAAACUCUUUGAAGUAACGAAAGGUAUUGCACAGUGACCUGGAAGUGGGAAAGAGCCCCGUGUGGACCACUGUUAAACAAGGUGACCAAAGCGACAGGGUUACCUCUCUGGCAAGCGACUGUAGUGUCCAAAUGUGCAUACUGAUGGCUCCUUACAUCCCCUUCACGUGAACUUUGUAAAACUGUGUAUGGGACUGUAAUCAACUUUUGAUAUUUCUUAAUAAAGGGAUUGAAAAUCA